AAAAAGGACUUGUCGUUUUCUUCUUUUGUUUGUUUACGCAGCGGCGCAGGACGGGCUGCUUCUUGGAGCGGUUUUACCCCGUGGCGCUGUGACUGGGCUCGUCUGGCGCACGGAGCCGCGGCUGGAGGGUCUUUGGCCGGACACAGCAGCGCACACUCUCGGUCCAUGCCCUUUCCCCCGGCGCUGAGGGCAUAGUCCGCGGUACGUGUUCAGUGUGGGGCGCAGAGCGUGAAGCCCGGAGCCAUGGUCCACUGCGCCGGCUGCGAGAGGCCUAUCCUGGACCGCUUCCUCCUGAACGUGCUGGACAGAGCCUGGCACGUGAAGUGCGUGCAGUGCUGCGAGUGCAAGUGCAACCUCACAGAGAAGUGCUUCUCUCGAGAGGGGAGACUCUACUGCAAAAAUGAUUUCUUUAGGCGCUUCGGAACCAAGUGCGGCGGGUGCGCGCAGGGCAUCUCUCCAAACGACCUGGUCCGCCGCGCCCGGAGCAAAGUGUUCCACCUGAACUGCUUCACGUGUAUGAUGUGCAAUAAGCAGCUGUCCACGGGUGAGGAGCUCUACAUUAUCGACGAGAACAAGUUCGUGUGCAAAGAAGACUACCUAAGCAACGCCUCGGUGAAGGACACCAACCUCCUCUCAGUGACCGCGUGCAGCGACCCCAGCCUCUCCCCGGACUCCCAGGACCCGCUACAGGACGACGUGGUGCUAAAGGACACGGAGAUAGCGGCGCUGUCCGACAAAGAGACGGUCAACAACGAGAACGACGACCAAAACCUGGGCGGGAAGAGGCGAGGCCCGCGGACCACCAUCAAAGCCAAGCAGCUGGAGACGCUCAAAGCCGCGUUCGCUGCUACGCCCAAACCCACCAGACACAUCAGGGAACAGCUGGCCCAAGAGACCGGGCUCAACAUGCGGGUCAUUCAGGUGUGGUUCCAGAACAGGAGGUCCAAGGAGCGGAGGAUGAAACAGCUGAGCGCGCUAGGGGCUCGGAGACACGCCUUCUUCAGGAGCCCCCGACGAAUGAGGACCCUGGUGGACCGUCUGGAGCCCGGAGAACUCAUCCCGAACGGGCCCUUCUCCUACUACGGAGACUACCAGAGCGAGUACUACGGCCCAGGAGGGAACUACGACUUCUUCCCCCAGGGGCCCCCCUCGUCCCAGGCUCAGACCCCCGUGGACCUGCCCUUCGUGCCCUCCUCCGGCCCCACCGGCACGCCCCUGGGAGGCAUGGACCACCCCCUCCCUGGACACCACCCCUCCAGCGAAGUCCAGCGUUUCUCCGAGAUCAUGUCCCACCAUCCGGGCGACUCCCCCAGCCCGGAGCCGGGCAUCCCGGGACCCCUCCACAGCAUCCCCUCGGAAGUGUUCGGCCCCAGCCCCCCCUUUACCUCACUGUCCCUGAACGGCAGCGGAUACAACAGCCACCUUUCCCACCCGCCUUCGGAAAUGAGCGAGGGCACCGUGUGGUAGCC
Molecule: messenger RNA, 1469 nt
Organism: Periophthalmus magnuspinnatus
Lineage: Eukaryota; Metazoa; Chordata; Actinopteri; Gobiiformes; Gobiidae
Gene: lhx1a
Product: LIM homeobox 1a
Exons: 5
Coding region: 244-1467 (407 amino acids)
Biological process (GO): neuron differentiation; regulation of transcription by RNA polymerase II
Cellular component (GO): nucleus
Molecular function (GO): DNA-binding transcription factor activity, RNA polymerase II-specific; RNA polymerase II transcription regulatory region sequence-specific DNA binding
Source: RefSeq, a predicted model, not a curated record